CAGUGAAGGCAGCAUCAGCCUUCUUAUUGUAUUCACUGAGCGAAAUGACUUGCCUGUUUUCUGUGGUAAUGUAAUUAGCUGUAGAAUAAACUUUAAUGCCACUGUGCGGUGCUGUAUUAAAAUGGUGCAAUUCUCCAGGUACCAAGAGUAAAAGCUGCGGAAGAGCAGAUUUGUAGCUGCUCUACGACACCAAGACAAACACCAAAUGCUACCUAGCUACACAGUUAGCAUCUUAGCAGCUGUUGAAGACACCACCGAGUCCUGCUCACGGAAUAUAUUCAGUUUGUGCUACCACAGAGAUUGACGAAAUGACCUCAGCUUCCACUAAAGUUGGGGAGAUCUUCUCUGCUGCCGGAGCCGCCUUCACCAAACUAGGAGAACUCACCAUGCAGCUUCACCCGGUAGCAGACUCCAUUCCUGCAGGCUCCCAUCUUCCCUCCAGCUGUCAGACAAAGAGCACAGUGAAGAGGAAACUGUAUGAAGACGGACCUCUUCCCGCCUCCUCUGAGGGCCCGAAGAAGGUCGUCAAAAAAGCCACCGCUGCUGUCGCCAGGGCAACACAGGGCACUCCAGGUGCCAUCUCCACAGCUCAGGUUGUGGCGUCAGGACUGCAGGGUCCCCCCUCCGGCCAACUUCCUCUGAAGAAACAGAAAACUGCAGAUGUGACCCUCAGCGCUCUGAACGACUCAGAUGUCAACAGUGAUCUCGUGGACAUUGAGGGACUUGAUGAAGGAUCCAACUCCAAAAAGCUCAACAACUUUGAUCAAGAUACCUUGAACCUGGACUCCAGCCUCAUCAUGAACCCUGGUGACCUUCCUCUGCUCUCUCGCUGACCUUUCACUACCUGCGGAUUUCAUAGAACUGAUGGACAAACUAUGAAAACGAGUUGCGAUAAACUGGAAAUAUCUUGUGAGCCAGAUGACGCUGGCCGCCCAUGUUACAGGAACUACACCACUGGAGAUUACGUUGGGUCAUGCAGAACUCCACUAACGCUUGUUGGCCCUGAUGAGUCUGAAUUAUUUUUUAUUGCAAGACAUUUUGGAGGACAUUUCGUCUCCUCCUCAUUGGCUUUUGCUUUGUAGGGGUAUCCAGAAAAUAAAAGUUUAAAGACAAACUUUAUGCAGAGACAAAGCUGUACUAAGAUUCAUACUUGGUGUAUAUCUUUUACGAGAAGCCAGGAAAACAAACACAUUUUAGCAGAGAAACUCAGUAGCAUCAACAAGAUAAAACACUGUUCUGCAAAGGAACUUGAAAGUGGUUUGACAGCAGAUAUCUGCCUCAACAACGUAAACAUUUUGUUCAAUUUUUGUUCAGUUAGACAGAUGUUAGCACAAGAAGUUUUAGCAGUUAUUAGAGUGUUGCGUACUGUAGGCAUUUUUGAGAAUGCAUGAUUGCUUCCUGUUUAUUUUCAAUAUGAAGUGUCGACAUCUCUUCCUUCUAGCAACAGUGUUACAAGAAAAAAAAAACAGAUUGUACACUUUCCCCUUCUUUCCAUUUAAGGUGAAACUAACAAUAUAAAGAGCCGUUGCUUGUUAUUUUUAAGGCCUGUGUCAUGAGGAAACAACAUAAUUGUCUCAUUUUCUUGAGAUAAAACAUGUCCAGAUAAAGUAGCAGUUGACAGAAAGGCAGUAAAUAAAAAAACAAUUUAAAAAGAUAACUAAUGAUUACUUACCAAGAGGAUGCUUCAGAAUGGUCUCGGCCUAACCCGAAAAUACGUGGCGUAACUCCAGUUUUGGGGCUUGACUCUGUACUUUGAAGCAUUAUAUCACUUUCCACAAAAACUUUCAUUUUGGAAGCAAUCAAAGAAAAAGAGGAAAGCUUUAAGCUGGUGUGCCGUUGCUCCAGGACAUUGUGUCCAUCCAAACAGCAAAGGUGGCAGAAGCAGCUAAAUGUGGCUUUGCACUGUUGACCCAUACACCUCACUAUCUAAACUCUGUAUAAUGUCAUAACUGUGAGUGAUGAUGAAAUCAUCCUUACUAGUGAGGAGUAUCUGGAGCACCAGGAUGGAGCCUUCUGUGAUAGCGUAGCGAAGCCUUAACAUCGGUGAACUGAGUGCACUGAACUUAAAGGAAACUAUGUUUAAAUAAAAUGCAAAAACCAUCUUUUGUUUUCUGGUGAGGCCGAGCACCCUCAUAACUCUAUUUAGAGCUCUCAAGCAGUUUCAGCAGUUGUCAAGAAGAUGAUUAGCAAAAUGGGAGACAUGAGAUAUGUGGGAAGCUACUAACUGAAUGUUUUUUUUGUUUUUAAUUUAAGGCUCAUUUUUUCAUUGUUAGUUUAGCAUAAUAAGGAAUUAGAGAGAAGAGCUUUGUCUAAAGUU
Stegastes partitus (bicolor damselfish) is the source of this 2317-nucleotide messenger RNA. RefSeq names its product chromatin complexes subunit BAP18. Lineage: Eukaryota; Metazoa; Chordata; Actinopteri; Pomacentridae. The record is from RefSeq and is a predicted model, not a curated record. The coding region runs from base 309 to 833 and encodes 174 amino acids. The transcript has 5 exons. Gene Ontology annotation, cellular component: NURF complex; MLL1 complex.